CGGGACUGGUGCCGACGUCCAAGCUGGGCAAGCAGUACGUCGCCCUGGACUCGGACUGCAUGAGCGUCAAGAGCGAACACAACCUCACCAAUGUCCUCAUACAGAACAAUUGCCGAGCCCCGAUGGCCAGCCUGGAGUGCCUGGACGAAGGCACGUUGUCGAGCGCCAGCUCGGUGCCGGCCAGCCAGCCGCCCACCCGCCAGGUGUCGCUCUUCGCACAGCCGGCCAUCCGAUACAGAAAUCUGGGCAAGUCAGGCCUGCGCAUAUCAAACAUAGGACUAGGCACCUGGGUUACCUUCGGAUCCCUAAUUUCGGAAGAGGCAGCUGAGGAAAUCGUGACCGCGGCGUUUGAAAGUGGAAUCAACGUGUUCGACACAGCGGACAUCUAUGCCGGAGGAAAGGCGGAGAUUGUGCUUGGCAAGGUGCUCAGGAAGAAGCGCUGGAGACGAUCUUCUUACGUAGUCACGACCAAGUUCUUCUGGGGAAACAAGUCCGACCCAGAACGAGGACUCUCAAGAAAAGUCAUCAUAGAAGGUCUGCAGGCGUCGCUUGAGAGACUACAAUUGAGCCACGUGGACGUUCUCCUCAUCAACAAAGCCGACCCAAUGUGCCCCAUGGAAGAAGUCGUGCGGGCGUGCACCCAUUGCAUCAAUCAAGGCUGGGCCAUGUACUGGGGCACCUGCCGAUGGAGCAGCGUCGAAAUAACGGAAGCGUACACUGUGGCGAGACAGUGCCACCUGGUGCCCCCCAUUGUGGAGCAGACAGAGUACCACAUGUUCCAGAGGGAUAAGGUAGAGCUACAACUGCCCGAGCUCUACCAUAAAAUCGGGCUGGGGACAAUGACGUGGUCGCCGCAGGCCUUCGGCGUCCUAACGGGGAAGUUUGACGAAGGCGUCAACCUUCUCUCCAGAGGUUCGUUUAGGCAAUAUAUCUCGGCGGUUACCGACAAAGUGGACAUACCGGAAAAGGCGGUCUGUGAGCAUGGAGGCCGGGUUCCCCGGUACCAGUCCAAGCUCCAGGAGCUGUCGUACAUCGCCGACAGGCUGGGCUGUACCUGCAACCAGCUCACUAUAGCAUGGUGCCUCAAGUGCGAGAACGUCCAUACUGUCCUGGUGGGAGCGUCUUCGGUGGAUCAGCUCUACGACCACCUUGCUGCCCUGCAGGUGGUACCAAAGCUGACGUCUUUAGUGAUGAGCGAGAUCGAGAAAGUCCUGGACAACAAGCCCCGAGCCCUGCUGCCCAGGUGACAAUUGCAGGAGCCCUGGCUGGGCCGGCCCAUCCCCGAAAGUCCACGGA
Molecule: messenger RNA, 1296 nt
Organism: Ixodes scapularis (black-legged tick)
Lineage: Eukaryota; Metazoa; Arthropoda; Arachnida; Ixodida; Ixodidae
Gene: Hk
Product: voltage-gated potassium channel subunit beta-2
Exons: 15
Coding region: 60-1247 (395 amino acids)
Biological process (GO): potassium ion transport; regulation of potassium ion transmembrane transport
Cellular component (GO): voltage-gated potassium channel complex; cytoplasm
Molecular function (GO): transmembrane transporter binding; potassium channel regulator activity; voltage-gated potassium channel activity
Source: RefSeq, a predicted model, not a curated record